AUGAGCGGCGUCGGGUUCCUCGUGAAGACGCUGACGCCGCGGCGGCGCAAGGCCGCGCUGCCGCCCGCCGCCGUGGCGGUGCCGGUGCCCGUGCCCGACGUGGUACCCGCCUGGGACGCGGCCGCCUGCGCGCCGCCGCUCACGCCGCCCGCCGCCUUCCUGCCCGCCGGCUCGCGUCGCUCAACAGAGCCGAGGAAGGAGAAGACUGAGCAAGUGAACGGAUCGCUGUCGCUGCCGGCGGCGGCGCCGGUCGCGUCGCACGGCGAGGGUGCGCCGGCCGCCCCCACCGCCUCCUCCUCGGCCGCCCCCGGGCUGCAAAGCCAGCAGCAGGCGGCCGCCGCCUCCGCGCCGCCCCCGCAGCAGGCGGACGCGGGCGCCCGGCCCGAGCGGCCGUCCUCGCUGGGCCCGGGGGCGGGGGCGGGCGCCGGCCAGGGCCCCGGCCGCCUCACGCGCCGCCUGCUCUGCUACCACGCCGACCACUGCGCGUCGCGGGGCUCGCCGCCCCACGCAGGUGGUCCAGAAGUGAGUGAUGUGCCCCCACCGGCCCCUCCGCCCCCUGGUGGCAGCGUGUCAGUCGCCACCUCCACGUCGUCGGUGCCGCCCACGGCCGGCAUGCCCACGGGCCCCGGCGAUCGCCCUGCACCACUCACACUGUCUGAACUGCCCGAGCCGCCCAUCCCAGUGUCCGAGAUCGGGCCCAUCCCGCCGCCGCCCAUGUUCAGCUCGUCUCCGCAGCCACCACCCACCUCUGUCGGCAUGCCUGUGCCCACAUUCUUGUUUGAUGAUCAAGAUGAGGGCUCGUGCUGCGAUGAAGGUGAGGAUGAAGAUGAUGAAGGUGAUGAAGACGAUGCACACUACCUGUUCCGUGUUCCACAGCCUGAUCCAAGUAUAGACACGACACGUGUUGAGGAGAUACCGGCAAAAGAACCAAAAUUCCAUGCUGUGCCACUUAAGUCUGCAUUGAAAAAGAAAGGUAGUGGAGGCAGUAAUACAGGAGGGAGCGGUCCAGGUACUCCACAGAACACACCAACACAAGAAAGCAGGCCUCUCACUCUGCGCCAGGACCAUACAUCCUUCAAAAGGCCAUCUUCUAGACCACGAACAAGGAUAAGUGCUCGUCCUGUGAGAUUCGGAAUCCCUCUGCCAUGUACAAUGGAAAAUAAGGAGAACACAAGGCCAUAUGUGAUAAGAGAGGAUGGUGAUGGACCAGUCCUUUAUCGAGAAGAUGCUGACAGUGAUGAGGAAAGUCGCCUUGCUGCUAAGAUUGCACGGAAAGAUAGUUUGGCUCUGAAACUUGCUUUGCGGCCCAACAGGCAAGAACUGAUUGCUCGCAACAUAAUUCACGAAGAAAGUGAAAAUGAACGAAUGGAGACAAAGGAAGCAAUUGGUGCACGGCUGAUAAGGCGGCUGAGCAUGCGACCAACACAAGAAGAAUUGGAAGAAAGGAAUAUAUUAAAAAAACAAAGUGCAGCAGAGGAAAAGAAGAUGAAAGAAGAAAAGAAGAGGAUGCUUCUGCGAAAGCUUAGUUUCAGGCCAACAGUUGAAGAGCUCAAGGAGAAAAAGAUCAUUCGAUUUAAUGAUUACAUUGAAGUGACACAGGCACACGAAUAUGACAGGAGGGCAGAUAAACCAUGGACUCGCCUCACACCUAAGGAUAAGGCUGCCAUCCGUAAGGAACUCAAUGAGUUCAAAAGUUCUGAAAUGGAAGUGCACGAAGAAAGCCGUCAUCUCACAAGGUUCCAUAGGCCAUGACGACAGCAACGUAUAGGCAAGGAAAUCCACUGGGCCAGUGUCAUUCAGGGGCCGCUCAUGAAGAGUGUACUUGUGAUAGUGAUGCUGCAAUAUAGUGUUACGUCCAAGCUGACUGACUUUUACACUCUCAUCCUGGCCAGAAGUGAUCCUUUUUUCAUAUGAAAAUGAAUCACAUCUGUUACAUAUUGAUUAAUUUCAUAUUAUUAGAGCAAAUUUGUGUGUAAGAAACAAAUUUUAAUAUCUCGUCUGUAAAUAAUGUAAAAUUACCUUUGCAGCCAUUUCUCACAGGGAUGGCUUCUGGACUCAGUAGUGCAUUUUUUGGCACAACUCUUUAAGGGAAAGAAAGUAAUGGUUACCCACCAAAUCUUCAUAGAUGAGUAAAUUUCAGAAGUGGAGAUGAGUCUGCAGUUUUGUUUUGCCUGGUUGUGUAGCUGUGGGCGUUCAUGGCUGCAGUUAUGCUGAAUGUAGUACAUGAGAUAAUUGCCUUAGAAAAUUGAUUGUUUCUAUUAAGCCUGUCUAAAAUGGCAACUGUAUUUAUUACUGUUUUUGUAGAUAACAAUGAUCAGGUCUUAACCCUGUGGUUUCUCAGAGUAUUAGAGAAAUCAUUAUGAAAGUUUUAUGUCGCUACCAACUUUCUCGGGACAUGAACAAAUUAUUUUUAAUUAUUCCAGUUUUCUUUAUAUAUUGAGUUAUUAAAUGAUAUGUGAACGCACUUAGUCUUGUUAUUAAAUAAAACUAUAUAUUUCCUGAUGAACAUUGUGCAUGUAGGAUAUUCCCAGAAAAAAUAUCAGUGUCUGGCUGGUUGCACCAUUGCCCUGUAAUUAAAAAUAAAAUUCAAUCUAUGUUUUUAAACAAUUUGUGCGAGAGGUGUAUUUGAGUGUAUUGUUGCAAUAUUACUGCUAGAAACUGAAGUUGUAACACUUGAUUUAUCUUUCAAGUGAUUUUUUGAUAAAGUUCUUCAGUAGUGUACAUCAAUAUUCAUUAUGAAGUCAGUAAAUCCUCCUAGUAGUUAUUCUUUUAUUUUGUGAUUUAUUACUCGACAUAUUGCCCUAAACAUAAGAAAAUCUGCAUUAAGUAGUUUUUCAGAAUGAGAACUGCUGAAAAAUUAUGAAAAUUUAUAAUGAUCUCACUCAACGUAUGUUACCAGGAGUUAACCAUUAUCCCUUUGAAUAUGGCUACUAUAACCAUGAUAUGAUUUUUCAUUCUUACCAGUGACAUUGCAACUGUACAUCCUCACAGCUUUUGUUUUAUUAGCAGUUAACAAUUACAAAUAAGAAAAACAGAAAUUAAUAUUAAACAACAAAAAAUGGAAAAAGGGGGAAAUUACUCACUUGGUUUGAAAACAGAAUAAUAAUGGUAACCAAUAUUGUACCAGCAACAAAAAGAACUACCUUUUCAGAUAUAAAAUAUGGGAAGUGUAGAUGAAGUAAACAGAACAUGUUAGAAAGAAACUAUUGAGUCUGAGGACAGAGAGAUAUUUCGGUGGAAAACUGAUCAAAACUGCCAUCUUGAUAGGUGUGUUUAAGUCUAUACAGCUGAGAAAGUUAGACGUUUUACAAGUGUCAUAUACUAGAGCACUGCUUGCUAGUAAUAAUUACAAGAAUGUGAAUGUGAAUGUGAAUUUCAGCGAUCCCUUUGUGAAACAAUUAAGAACUUCACUGUAUGUAAAGUAGCUUAACAGAAUCGAAGUAAUAAUUUCAUGAAUGAAAUGAAAGACAAAUAACAACAGACAAAUUUAAGGGAAGGAGAAUUGGGAGAAAGAAGGGAAGGUAAGGGAGAAAAUUGACAAGUAGCUGAAAAACCAAAUGGCAAAUAUAUGAAAAGAGUUAAAUAAUAAUGCAAACAAAGAAGGCCAGUGAUAAUGUGAGUUUGCUUAGUUAGUUUCAAUGAUAAAAUAGCUAUCAUCUGUUUAGUUCCAUUGCUAGGAAGGGGAAUGUUGGACAAUUAGAUGCAUUACAGACACUGAGAUGCCACUUUUUAAUUUGGAAAAUGAUGUCUACAUAACUUUUACUUUAUGUGCAUACCAGUGGAUAAAGGGGGGAAAAAUAUCCCUGGAACAGUGAGGUUAAAUAAUGCAGGCUAAUAUUUUACAUUACAUAUUUGUUUGAUAUAUAUAAUUUUUUCAUUGUCUUACUUAUAACAAAACCCAAUAUUAACUAAGAAAUAGGGCAUGGUUUGAUGAGCUUUCAUGCAUCUUCAUUAUUGUCCUUAAUUUAUUACACUUUCCUCGUUUUUUCCAAUGGAUCAGAUAGGCUGACCUUGUUAAAGAAGAGCUCAGAUCCGUAGUGGUUUUGUUACUUUUCCAAAUUUUUUUGACGAGUUGAUAUUCACAACUUUCUUUUGAUGCAGUUGGGUAGAAGUGAAGAGUCUUCAAAAAGCUUCAUAUAAUGUCUUUAUUCAGUAAGAUAAACUGAUUGUUAUUGAUAAUGCAAUUUAAAUAUUACCAGUCUGUGCACAUUAUGUUCAAUGAACAUAAUGUUUCCAAAUUAUUACUCAUGAUAUUUAUACAUACCAUAAACAAUAGCAUAGUGAUGAAUGUCUUGAAACCGUUGCUCAUUUUUUUGUGUAAUGUUAUUCAUACAGAUAUGAACAUUAGUGCUUUAUUGUCCUUAUUUGGGAAAUAUCUGAUAUGACCUGUUUUUGGAUAUCUUUUCCUAGUUGAAACUGAAUAGUAUUUGUCAAGAGAUAUAUUCACCCAGAUGUGUGUUUGGGAAGGCAUUCUCUGUGAUAAAAUUUUCUUAAUGUUCGUUACUGACAAAUAAUUCUUCACUACACACACAUGAAAUUGAUGUGCAAUGUAAUAUAUGCAGCAGAUGUUUUUGAAAAACAGAAGAAAGUGUGUGUGUGUGUGUGUGUGUGUGUGUGUGUGUGUGUGUGUGUGUGUGAGAGAGAGAGAGAGAGAGAGAGAGAGAGAGAGAGAG
Schistocerca serialis cubense is the source of this 4673-nucleotide messenger RNA. RefSeq names its product phosphatase and actin regulator 2-like. The record is from RefSeq and is a predicted model, not a curated record. Gene Ontology annotation, biological process: actin cytoskeleton organization. Gene Ontology annotation, molecular function: actin binding. The transcript has 11 exons. The coding region runs from base 1 to 1752 and encodes 583 amino acids. NCBI's taxonomy places the organism in Eukaryota, Metazoa, Arthropoda, Insecta, Orthoptera, Acrididae.